Aspergillus japonicus CBS 114.51 is the source of this 1878-nucleotide messenger RNA. RefSeq names its product putative FAD monooxygenase. Lineage: Eukaryota; Fungi; Ascomycota; Eurotiomycetes; Eurotiales; Aspergillaceae. Gene Ontology annotation, molecular function: FAD binding. Bases 1 to 1878 code for a protein of 625 amino acids. The transcript has 6 exons. The record is from RefSeq and is a predicted model, not a curated record.
AUGGUCUUUGAUGUGGUUAUAGUUGGGGCGGGACCCUCUGGAUUGAUGGCGGCUGUUUGGAUGGCUCAAUUAAACAUCAAGACCCUCAUCAUCGAGAUGAAGUCGUGUAGAACGUUGACGGGGCAUGCCGACGGGCUCGAAAGUAGAACUCUAGAGAUUCUGGACAGUUUUGGUCUUGCUAGUAUCAUCUGGAAGGAAUCCAACCGGACCAUGGAAGUGUGCUUGUGGCACCAUGACUCUCGAGGAGACUUAUGUCGCGACAGCGUCUCGCCCAACUGCAACCCGGGGCUGUCUAGAUUCCAGGAAGUCACUCUUGGUCAAGGUCGGAUUGAAGAACGUCUGCUCGAAUUCAUCGAUAAAUCCCCAAAUGUGCAGAUCAAAUGGAAGACAUCACCACAGGAACUCCUCAUCCACCAAGACCUCGUGGAUCUUCACAGGGAACAUGCUGUUGAGCUACGGCUGGACACCGAUGUGACUGAUACCACUGGAAACCAGUCGGUCGUGCGCACCAAGUACCUUAUCGGCUGUGAUGGCGCCCACAGCUGGGUUCGCAAACAAUUGGGGUUAAGCCUAGAGGGGAAGUCUGCGGGUAACGGCGACUGGGGCGUUCUUGACUGUAUACCAACCACCGACUUUCCUGACAUUCGCAAACGGUGCAUUAUCAAAUCCCAGGCGGGCAAUGUUAUGAUUAUUCCCCGAGAAGACAACCUCGUACGCUUCUAUGUUCAACUGCCCGCCAGAUGUGCGACUCGAUUUCGGAGAGACCGUCGGCCUUCGGUUCUGCUGUCGAUUCUUGGUGACGCUCUGAAGCCGUAUUACCUCGUCACCUCUCACGUCGAGUGGUGUACGAUUUAUACGGUUGGACAGAGGUUAUGCAGUGAUUUCUCGGUGCAAGAUCGAGUCUUUCUGUCUGGGGAUGCUGUCCAUACCCAUUCGCCUAAGGCCGGUCAGGGAAUGAACGUCAGCAUGCAGGACACCUACAACUUGGGCUGGAAGCUGGCUUCAGUUUUGAGAGGCGUAGCUACACCUGCCAUUCUGCGAACGUACCAGGAAGAAAGACUGCCUGUCGCUGAACGAUUGAUACGUUUUGAUCGCCGAAUGUGCUUGGGUAUAUGCUCCGGUUCAGACCAUGCUUUGGCCAACCGAGAAAAUCUGGCAGACUUGAAGGACGAGACCACGGGACUCGAAGAAACCCUCUCAGAGGAGAACACGACAGCCUCAGGGCUGAGUGUCACUUAUCCCCCGAAUCUCUUGGUGACCGCCACCCGGAUUCCUCCCUCGCGGCCAGACAAGCAUGGGGUCCUCUACUGUAGCACGCCUCACCUUGCUAAGAACAUUGUAAUUGGUCGACGUCUGCCCGAUGUCCUUGUGCUCUGUCAAAGUGACUCACAGCCAUGGUAUCUCCAAGAAAGACUCCAGAGCACUGGUCAAUGGCACCUGCUUGUUUUCGGGGGCGACGUCAGCAAGGCGUCGCAAUUGCAGCGGGUGGAAGCCCUGGCAAGACAGCUCACGCGCCCUACCUCCAUUCUUGCCCCGCUCUGUAUGCCAGGGGCGACAACGGCCGUGGGGUCAGUAGCAGUGUACUUGAUCCAUUCCGCCUCUAGAUUCGAUGUCCAACUCAUGAGCCUACCUCCAAUAUUCCGCCCCUAUGACGAUCGGAGGGGCCGUGAGUAUCGGCGGGUCUUCGCCGACAACGAGGGGUUUGCACCGCGCUGUGGCAUGGCCUACUCGCUCUAUGGUAUCGCUCCUGAGGGCUGUGUGGUGUUAUUGCGUCCUGAUCAACACUGCUCCCUAGUUGUUUCAUUGGAGGACGCAGACACUCUAGAACGAUUCUUUUCACUUUUUGUACCGGUGAAUGUGAAUAGAAGCGAGCGAUAG